CAGCGGAUCAGACCUUUGACAGCUUAGACAAGGAAAAGCCUGGUGCCAGAAACAGAGAGAGAGAAACAGAAAAGAAAGACACAAUUUCCUUUUUGUUUCUCCGAUCAUCAUUCUGUAACUUUUAAUUUUAAAAAAGAAGAAGAAAAGAUGAGUGAAGGAGGAGAAAGGAAACAUUACGGAACAUUUCAAGGGGUACCUGGUUAUCCAGUUCCUUCAAUUGGUUUCCCACAACCUGUUCCUCCGUCUGGAUAUGCUCCUUCUGCUCCUUCCGAAUCCUAUGUCCCCACCGCUCCUCCUUAUUACACACAUGGCUACCAAGCUAUUCCAGUGUAUGCAGUUGUUGAAGGAAGACCUAUAAGGGAGCGCCGUCUUCCAUGUUGUGGUCUUGGCAUUGGCUGGUUCUUGUUCAUAACGGGAUUUUUCUUCGCUGCUAUUCCUUGGUACGCUGGAUCUAUCAUUCUAUUGUGUUCUCGCUUAGAUUACAGGGAGAAGCCAGGAUUUGUUGCAUGCCUAAUAGCUGCGAUUAUUUCUCUAAUUGUUGUUCCAGUCGGCGUUACGAAGGGGACUCAUAUAUGGUGAUGCCUUGAGAAUAUGUUUUUUGUACACCCAGAGGAAUGUAUGUAGUAUCACAGCACCUAAUGAAUAUAUCAGGCUUAUGUUUGACCUUGUGUAUCUCUUGUAAACAUUUGAGGAUCUUUAUAAUAUCUUCAAUUAUCAUCAUUUGCAUGUGUUCGGCAUGGCUGUGUUCAGUUCAGUGAUUUGCAAUUUGAACAGUUUCUCAAAAUGGAUACAAUAGGAAUCUAGUUCCUAGAAUUAAAAGUGAAUGUAACUGUGUAGUAUACUCCCGUGUAUUUGUGAAGGCCCAUCAACACCCAGGGUAUUUAUUA
This is a messenger RNA of Papaver somniferum (opium poppy), 887 nucleotides long. RefSeq names its product 60S ribosomal protein L18a-like protein. Lineage: Eukaryota; Viridiplantae; Streptophyta; Magnoliopsida; Ranunculales; Papaveraceae. The record is from RefSeq and is a predicted model, not a curated record. The transcript is spliced from 4 exons. The coding region runs from base 148 to 579 and encodes 143 amino acids.